CUUAUUAGCCAUAAACAAGAAACAAUUUACAUUGUCUUCCUAUCAACUUUUCGGAAUAUUCUUCGUGGCUACAUAAUUUACAAACGUAUUUUUAGCUUUUUCCGGCAUUUUCCCUCUUUCCUCGUCAAAACAAUCUUCAUGGAUACGAGGCUUGUUUUAUGUCACCAUAGAAAUAAUCUACAGGUCUUGUGUAUGUUUUUUACCCAACCACCAUGGAAGUUUGUCAAUAACUUGCUAUUUCUCACCUGGAAAAUUGAUCAUAGGAAAAUGGCGGCCAAAAUGGACAGUCGAGGAGGAACUAGACAAACUAAAGUCAGUUUUAAUAGGAAUGGCAAUCUUCAAUCUGCAUCAAGUAUUCCACAGACUAAUGAUAUGAAUCACGAAAUGCAUAUUAAGAUGUCGAAAAAGAUUGCACAGCUUACCAAAGUCAUAUUCUCCUUGAAUACAAAAAAUGACGAAUUUGAGGAGGUCGUUGAUGCGUUGAAAAAUCAACACCAAAGUGAAUUGGAAAGAGUUACACACGAAUGCAAGGAGAAGAUAACACAUUAUAAGCAAAAAAUGGAACUUGUAAAAGAGCAAGAAACUUUGAUCAGUAAACUCCAAGGACUCCUUGAAGACGAGAGAAAGGAAAAACGCCAGUUUAUUUCAGAUCUAGAAAGUUUCAAAGACGAGAAACAUAAUACUGAGGUUGACUUGAGGGGGAAAUAUGAGUCAAAGGUCGAGGAAGUCAGUAAAAAACUUUUGAUGAUUAAAGAAGAAUUUGAAAAUAGGACAGAGCAAUUUGAAAAUGUGCGGAAAAAGCUUGAAAAGGACAAGGAAACUGCAAUAUCUGAUAUGAACCAUAAACACAGCAUUGAAAUGGAAAAGUUGAUAAAAGCUCACAGGGUAAGGUAUGAUGAAUUACAAAGCGAAAACAACAAAUUACAGCAAAACAUUGAAAAGUUUAAGACCGAAAAAAAUUCAGAAGUGAGUAGUAGAGACUCAGAAAUGCAGUCAAUGGCUGAUGAAUAUGAAAGUAAAUGUGAAAAAAUGAAAAGGUUUUAUGAAAAUGAACUGUCUGCAGCAAAAAAGAAACAUGAAUCUGAAUUUGAGGAGCAGAUAGAAAAAAUGAGAAAUGAAGAGAAGCUACUGCAAAUGUCAAUGAAAAGAAAUGAGGAAGCACUUAGAAACAGGAUUCGGGCACUUACUGAAAAUAAUGAAGGUUUGGAAUCAAAGAUAGAGGAAUUGCAGUUAUCAAUUGAGGAAGCAAAUAAAGAACUGAAUAAUACAAUGAAUAAUAAUAAUAAUUAUUCCCAUGAGGUUUCACAGUUACAACAGGAGCUGAGCAUCAAAGAUGUAAGACUCCAGGGGUUGCAAAAUGAACUUAAUUGCUUGAAGGCAAAACAUGAUGCUCAGACUGAAGACCUACUUCAAAAAUCAGCUGAGCUUGGCUCUUUGGAAGCAAUGAAAGUUGCCAAUGCAAAUCUGAUAAAGGAUUUAAGCUGUGAGAUUGAUGAAGUAAAGAAAAGGUGUCAUGAGCUAGAGUCAGAAAGAAAAAAUCUUGGUAGAAAACUGAGUGCAAACAGCUCAGAAGCUCAUCUACAGAUAAAGUCUCUAAAAAGGGACUUGGAAAAAAUGGAAGAUGAAAAGAAAAGGCUUGUCUCAAGAUAUGAGCAGGAAAUAGCUGAAGCCAAAAAAACUGCAGAUGAGAAAUUUGAUAACAUUGUAAUAAAAAAGGAUGCAGAGGCUGUUGAACUGACUGAGAUGCACAAAACAACAAUCAAGGAACUAGAAUUAGUCCAUAAUUCCAAGGUUGAAGCGCUAUUGUCAAGUGCAAAGACAGAACACAGGAAUGAGUUAGAAAGACUUAAAGUUGAAAACAGCAAUGAAAUGAAUGAGAGACUGAGCGAUAUUCAGAAAUUAAAAGAACUUGUUGUUCAAUAUGAAAAAGAGAUCUCAAAUUUGAAAGAUCAUAUAAAUGAGCAAUCUGUAUCACAUGCGUCCACAUCAGAUGAAGUGAAGUAUUUGCAAGAUAAACUAAGAUGCGUUCAGGAUAGUCUGGAUAAUACAAAAGACCUGUUAACAUCAGCGGUGUCAAGGGAAGAAAAUCUCCAGAAUGAGCUACUGCAAGCUAGAAAAGAUCAUGAUGUGCAAUUGGAAAAGGCAGAUAUAAACUCUAAAAAAAGUCUUAAAGAUUUGGCAACAGAUCUUGAUCAGCAAUGGGGAAAGAAGUUAAGAGAUGAAUGUGACAGACUGCGGCUGGAGUUGACUAUACAACAAAAGGAAGAAAGUGAUGCAGAAUUUAAGCACAUCUUGAGUCUCAAAGAUAAAGAAUUUGAGGCAUACAAAAUGCAGAUGCAGCAACAAGUAUCUUAUUAUCAACAUCAGAUAUCACAACUGCGUCAAGACUUGCAAAGCUCCAAGGUGGAGAAUGAAGAUUCGUUGAGAAAAGCUUCAGAAGAAUACAGCGACCAGAAAGCGAACUUCGAAGGAGAAAUCUCCAAAUUAAAAUUCGACCAUUCCGGAGAGAUUGAAAAUCUUUACUUGGAAAAUGAACGAAGACUCAAGGACCUACUGGAGAAACACAACAAAGAUCUGAAGAAAAUUGAGGAGGAAUUAAAAGCAGAUCAUCAAGAGGCGAUGCAAGGACUGAUGAUGGCCAACAGAGCAUCGCUGGAUGCAUUGAGGCACGACUAUGAGAAAGCAAGAAAUGAAGAGUUGCGAGAAAUCAAAAACCUUCAUUCAGAAGAAUUGGAACGUCUACGUCAAACGCUUCAUAUUCAGCAUCAGAACGAGAUGGAACAACAAAGUCUACAGUUUGAGGAAGAGAUAGACUAUAUCAAAGACGAGUUGAAGAAAACAAAGGACCUUAGAUCUAAAGAAUUUGGUAUCCACUCAGCAAAAAUUGAAGAGCUAUCCAGCUCGAUGGUAGAAAAAGAAAAAGAAAUGAAUAGAAUCAGGAAUGAAGUUAUGCAGCUGCAAGAUAAUGUCAAAAUACUGAAUCGUGAGUUGGAAGGGAAAGUCGAAGAAAUAAGGAAAGUUAGAAGAGAGGGUAAUCUUAACACCAGACGAAAAGAACAGCAACUGGCAAAGGAACACCAAAACGAAAUGGAUGAGUUGACCGCAGAUCACCUGCGUGAAACCCAGAAACUUCUAGCCGAAUUCAACCGAGCGAAAGAACUUCUAAAGGAUAAAGUGGAAGCAUUCCAGCUGCUACUUGAACAAGCAGAAGACAAGUAUAGAAACAGAGAGUCCCGGCCUGAAGACUUGCAUGCAAUUGAUUUAUUAAGACAGUCGUUGGCUGAAAGAGAAGCAGAAUGCCUGAAACUAGUAGAAGAGAAAAGGUACUUUCAGCUGGAGUUGCUGAAUCGUGAAACGAAUUUCAACAAGAUAUUCAACAGUAUGCCAAAUGUUGGGGUGAUAAAUCCGUUGCAAUCUAGUAAGAAGAAGCGAAAAUCUGCUACUGACCAGUGGAACCUAUCUGGUAGUAAACCAGCCCAAAGGUCAUCCAGUGGUUCGUCGUCUCCAGCUCGUCUUGAGCCCAUUCCGAAUACACAUAUCCACGAACAACGAUUGAAUAACAGCAAGCCUUUGCCCAAAGCCCCUGUUCAAGGAAUGUGAGAGCAGUAAAUCGUUGUAUCAACAAAAUUAUUCAUCGUUCUUGUAAAUAUUUUAGAAAUCGUUCUUAUUUGCUGAGAAUCUCCAAUUGUAAAUAGAAUCUUUACGCACUAGCAUUUAAAAUGAGACGAAGUGUACAUUGUAAAUAUUCGAUCUAAGGAAAAGUAUUAGCAA
This is a messenger RNA of Rhopilema esculentum, 3771 nucleotides long. RefSeq names its product protein FAM184A. Lineage: Eukaryota; Metazoa; Cnidaria; Scyphozoa; Rhizostomeae; Rhizostomatidae. The record is from RefSeq and is a predicted model, not a curated record.